Molecule: messenger RNA, 731 nt
Organism: Daphnia carinata
Lineage: Eukaryota; Metazoa; Arthropoda; Branchiopoda; Diplostraca; Daphniidae
Exons: 5
Coding region: 71-640 (189 amino acids)
Source: RefSeq, a predicted model, not a curated record
GCAGAAACGCACGGAAUACGAUCCUUUUACCUCCGAAAAACAGACCCAUCCAAUCGGAUUUCUAUUGGCAAUGAAACCUGUUUUAGUCGUCAUCUUUUCAGUGUUUUCAAUCAUCUAUGGAUUCGCAUCUGUCGGCGUACAGCUGGCAGCGUUAAUAUUGUACACGAGAAUCAGUAACUUUGUUGUGCUCGGCUAUGAUGUCGUCGCUCACGGAAUCUGGUGCGGUUUCAUUUACAUCGGAGCCGGAAGCCAAGGACUUUAUUCUUCAUACAAUCAACCGAAAGCUCUGUUCAUGACGGUUGUGACCGCGGGAUUCGCAGUUUGCGGAGCCAUUGUUGCGGCCACUCUGUCCGGUCUGGUAGCCUCUUCGGGAUUCUCUUACGCUUGCGAUCCUUACCAUUAUUCAAGCUCUUGUGUACCAUGGCUCGAUCUCGAAUGGGCCCUAAUGGGCGUCAGCAUCUUAGCGGGCAUCAACAGUUUAAUUUUGAUGUACUACGCUUAUGUGGCACGGAAUUCCGACAAGUGCGGCGAUAGAAAUCAUCACAUUAGAAGUGACAGCCAUUCAGAAUCGCCUGGUCCUUACAUCGUUCACGGCCGGAGUCAUCAGCAGCCUCAACGCGUUGUAACAUCCGACAUCUAACACAUCGCUCCUCUCGUUUGUCUACUAAUGUACAUUUUAUAAUUCGCAAAUGAUUCACAACUUUGUAAAUAGAACGUUACAACUCACAAAA